GUAAAACGGGAGCGGAGGGCAGCAGUACCUUCUCAAAAGAAAGUAAAUAUGUUUACUCGGAAACGGCCGCCGGGAAAAGAACCAGGAAGUCGAUCGCCCUUUCUUGUCAGGAGGAAGCCUCCCAAGUUUUACCGGCUGUCCCAGCUGCGAAUUGUCCUACUUGGGGAGAGGGGGGCCGGUAAGAGCUUAGCGGGCAAUGUCAUCCUGGGCCGAGAGGAGUUUGAGUGCGGGAGAGAGACGCAGGUGUGCGUGCGGAAGAGAGCCGAGAAGGAUGGGAGGCAGGUCAGCGUGGUGGACACGCCCGGGUGGGACGGCUCCACACUGGACGUCCCUGAGAGCCUUCAUGGAGAGCUGGUGCGCAGCAUGACGAUGUGUCCCUCCGGACCGCAUGCCAUCCUGCUGGUCAUCCCAGCCACGUGGAGCCUGUUCACGGAGACGCAGAAACGGGCCGCUGAGGGCUGUCUGAGGCUCUUCGGGGAGAGGAUUUGGAGCCACGCCCUAGUGCUCUUUACUAAGGGAGGCAAGAUUGGCAGGGAGGCCCUAGAGGAGCAGGUGAAGGGGAGGGGGGCCCACCUUCAGGGGCUGCUGGAGCGGUGCGGGGGCCGAUGUCACUUCCUGUCUGACAGGAAGCCAUGGCGGGAGGACCAGGUCACAGAGCUGCUGGACAGGAUUGACGAGAUGACGGUGGCCAAUGACGGCUGGCACUUCAGGAUUGACCCUUCUCCCGGAGCAGAGAGGGACCCAGGGAGGCCCGCAGGUGAGGGCAGGCUGAGGGAGAGGCUGGGGGAGAUGGAGAGGGAGAUGGAGGAGAUGAGGUGGAGGUGCGAGCAGAAGGUGAAGGAGAAGGAAGAGGAGUUGAAACGUGACUUUGAAGAGACAUGGAGGAGAAGAGAAAGGGAGCUGAGAGAGGAGAUGGGAAAAGGAGGAGAGGAGAGGGGGCUGACGAGAGAGAGAGAGGCCAGAAAGGAGCCCCCCCACGUGAUCUGGAGAGAAGGCCCAGCAGAGAGGCCACUAGGGGGAGCCGUUGAUCUGCUCACCCCAGUGCAGAAGCGGCCAGGAGGCCCCAGGGCUGGGGAGUGCCGAGCCGGGGACACGGGGAGGGGAUUUCGCCCCUCGACCUGCAGCCUUGGCCGCUAUGGUGGACUUGCAGUGGUGGCCCUGGGAGUCGGAGUGGGGGCCGUAGUGGGGGUCAUCGCCGGGGCCCUGAAGGGCAUGGCCAGGGGGGCUACAGCGGGGGCAGUCAUUGGUGGAGUAACUGGGGGUCAGGUGGUCACCUUUCUCAGGACGAGGCUGGGAGUGUGGGAAGAGAGGGAUACAUCGGAAAUAGGUUACAGCCUCUGAACGCACGUCAGACGUUUUGCUGACAAAGCGUACAGGUGGAUGGAUUUCCGGUGCAUUCCGUACCCUGCAGUCACGCUAGUUACAUACACAUAAAUCAAAACAUCGAGAAAAACCCUUCUAUUUGUGAUAAUGCACCCAAUGCAUUGAUAAAUUAAGUAUAUGACAGUUGACAGUAGCUACUGUAUGUUCUACAGCUACAAUGUACCUCGAUGUUUCGCUUCAGCCGGAAAAAGGAUUCAGAAACCGGAACGUAAACGACAAUCUGAGCUGAAGUUCCGAAAGAACAAUCACUCAAAAAGCCCUUUCUCUGCAUUUAUCAUAUGACAGUUUGUUUAUGCAUUUUUGGCCACCUAAGGGCCAAAACAAGAGGAAAAAUGUUUAAGCUGUUAAUACAUUAGAUGUCUUUGCUGUAGAGGGUGCAGCUGAGAAUACAGAGCGCUUACUCUGCAUGUAUAAGAUCCCCAGUGUCUCUGGGUUGUUUCAAUGCACUAUUUACCCGACUUGGACGUUGCGUUGGACAAUCACAUCUGCUAAAAUAAAGUUUUUGCAACGCUUUGAAGAAA
Messenger RNA from Brienomyrus brachyistius, 1904 nucleotides. Its product is annotated as GTPase IMAP family member 7-like. The record is from RefSeq and is a predicted model, not a curated record. The transcript is spliced from 3 exons. Lineage: Eukaryota; Metazoa; Chordata; Actinopteri; Osteoglossiformes; Mormyridae. Gene Ontology annotation, molecular function: GTP binding. The coding region runs from base 49 to 1341 and encodes 430 amino acids.